AUGUCUGUGAAAGAGGAAAGACACCUCCUCCCGUCGCUUUAUCAAAUCACCCAGGUUAUAUCUCGGGCCUUUCCGAGGGUCGCGUCCCGCUCAGUACUACCUGCAUUGAAGUUAUCUACCAAGUUCGCCAUGCUCGUAUGUACUCUACCCUCUGCACCAUCUUCGCUUCAAAGGACCAUUAUUGAUGGCCAGGGGAAUGACGAUGUCAGAUUUUAUCCGGAUAAUAGCAAUGCAUAUUGCUUCAUUCCUCCAGCUUUUGGUCUUCAACACCGCCGCUUCAAGUUCCAAUCCCCGGCGGAAAUUGAGGGAGAUGACCUCAAAAAGAAGCUUGACUCAGGUUAUCAUCUCUGCUCGCCGCCUUGUGCACGCCCAGGCUCAAAUCCCACCCAGAGGACGUCCCUAAGCCAUAAACAUGAGCCGACUGGCUGUCAGAAAGGCAAUAAAUCUAAGGCACCAGGUUUCUUGUGUAAAUGCUGCCCAAAGAGGCGCAAGAGGUUCAGCACGCUCGAGGAACUCAUUAACCAUGAAAACGAUACCCAGCACGAAUGUUCAUUUUGUGGAAGCCGCUUUAAAAACAAGAACGAAGCCAAGCGUCACGAAAAUUCGCUCCAUAUACGCCGCAGCUCAUGGUCUUGCCCAGCGAUCUCUGAGUAUCAUCAAGCGUUUUACAUUUCACUAUACCGUCCUGAAGACACUGAUAUUUGUGGCUUCUGUGGGGAUGAAUUUAUACGGGCAGGGCCGAGUCUCAGUGACAUCGAGAUUGAACACUUACAGCGGGUUCAUAAGAUUGGGGAAUGCAACAGUUCUAAAAGAUUCUACCGCAUAGAUCACUUCCAACAGCAUCUCAAUCAUUUUCAUACAGGCAGGAUUGGAGAAUGGACCACUAUGCUGGAGAACACCUGUAUGCGGAUGGCUUGA
Molecule: messenger RNA, 918 nt
Organism: Fusarium mangiferae
Lineage: Eukaryota; Fungi; Ascomycota; Sordariomycetes; Hypocreales; Nectriaceae
Exons: 3
Coding region: 1-918 (305 amino acids)
Source: RefSeq, a predicted model, not a curated record